AUGUCUGCCUCUUCAUCUUCUUCUCUAUUGGCCCCUUGCCGACGGAGGUACGACGUUUUCCCAAGCUUCAGGGGUGAAGACGUCCGUCCAAAAUUUCUCAGCCACUUGCUUGUUGAAUUUAAGCGCAAGGGAAUCAACAGUUUCGUAGAUGAUCAAAUUACAAAGACGGAGUCCAUCAGCCCUGAGCUUGUACAAGCUAUCAGAGCUUCAAGGAUUGGCAUCAUCAUCUUCACGAAGAACUACGCUUCUUCAAGUUGGUGCUUAGAUGAGUUGUUGGAGAUUAUGAAAUGCAAUAUUCUUACAGGUCUAAUGGUGAUGCCAAUUUUCUACGAAAUAAAUCCAUCUGAUAUAAGAAAUCAGAGUGGAGAUUUUGGGAACGCUUUCGAGAGAACUUGUGAGGUGAAAAGGAAAACAGAGGAGCAGAAGCAGAAAUGGAGGCAAGCUUUGACUGAUGCUGCCAACAAAGCCGGCGUGCAUUCACAAAAAUGUGACAACGAAGCUGCUAUGGUGUUAGAAAUUGCUACAAUUAUUACUAACAAGUUGAACUUCACACCUUCAAGGGAUUUCGUUCAUUUAGUUGGAAUGGAACCUCAUAUAGCAAAGAUAAUAUCUUUGUUAUGUAUGGAAUCCAAUGAGGUGAGGGUUGUAGGGAUUUGGGGCCCUGCAGGGAUUGGUAAAACAACAAUUGCUAGAGCAUUAUACGAUCGAGUUUCCAGCGAAUUUCAGCUUCGUGUUUUUAUGGAGAAUGUCAAGGGAAGCUAUAGCAGAAAUGAGCUUGACAGCUACAGCUCGAAGUUGCAGAAACAAGAACAUUUUCUUUCUGAAAUUUUCAACCUGAAGGAUUUGAGGAUACAUCAUUUAGGUGUGGCUGAGGAGAGGCUAAACUCCCAGAAAGUAUUUAUCGUUCUUGAUGAUGUUGAUAAACUAGAGCAACUAGAAGCUUUAGCAAAUGAACCACGAUGGUUUGGUGGUGGAAGUAGAAUUAUCGUGACCACUGAGGACAAAGACCUUUUUAAGAGACAUGGUAUCAUCCAUUUUUAUGAGGUAAAUUUUCCAUCUGCGUGUGAAGCUCUACAAAUUUUUUCUCAAUCUGCCUUCAAACAAAAGUCCCCUCCGGAAGGAUUCAUGGAGCUUGCAGUUGAAGUUACAAAAGUCACUAAUCAUCUUCCAUUAGGACUCUGUGUCUUAGGCUCAUCAUUGCGAGGCAAAAGCAAAAUUGAGUGGGCACAUGAACUACCUAGCCUAAGAGCCAGUAUUCAUGGUGACAUUGAGAAGAUAUUAAGAGUCGGCUACGAUAGCUUAAGUAAUGGUGACAAGUAUAAAACUACAUUUCUCCAUAUCGCAUGCUUAUUUGAUGGUGAAGGAGAGGAUCGGGUGAUACAGCUUCUUGAAAACAGCAUUCUUGACAUUAAAUAUCAACUUGGUGUCCUUGUCGAAAGAGCUCUUAUUUAUACAUCAAGUGACAGACGUAUCAUGAUGCACCGUUUACUGCGACAAAUGGGAAGAGAAUUAGUACGUAGACAAUCUGCUCAUGAGCCUGGGAAACGUCAAUUCCUUAUCGAUGCUCAGGAGAUCUAUGACGUUCUUGCUGAUGAAACUGGUACAGGAAGUGUUUUGGGCAUAUCGUUCAACAUGUCUGAAAUAAGCGAGUUGUUCUUGAGUGAGAGAGUCUUCACCGAAAUGAAAAACCUCCAUUUUCUAAGAUUUUAUAAACAACUUUUCGAUAAGGAGAGACUGCAUUUACGCGAAGGUUUGGAUUGCUUGCCCCUACCUCGUAAACUUAAGUUACUUCACUGGGAAGCAUGCCCUAUGAAACAGAUGUCAAAUGAGUUUCGUCCAGAAUGUCUCGUUGAGAUCAACAUGACAAGAAGCAAACUGAAGAAGCUCUGGGACAGAGUCUCAAUGCCUGAAAGUCUCAAAAAGAUUGAUUUAAGUUAUUCUACUAGCCUCGAAGAACUUCCUGACCUUUCAAAGGCAAUAAAUUUGGAGCAUAUAAAUUUGCAGUGUUGCAGAAGUUUGCUCAAGCUUCCUGACUCUAUCUGGAAACUACGUAAGUUGAGUUUCUUAGAUCUUCACUCUUGCAAGAAGUUAGAGCCUCUUCCAGCAAACUACUCGUUGGACUCUCUAAAAAUCCUCAAUGUUGGCUGCUGUUUGAAAUUUAUAAAUUUUCCAGAGAUUUCUAGUACAAUUGAAAAUCUCAAUGUGUCCUAUAACCCGAUACCGGCAGUGCCUCCAUCAAUUGAGGACUGGAAUUGUCUUCACACAUUGCAAAUGACUGGUUGUGGAAGCAUAACAGAAUUCCCACUUGUUCCUAGUACUGUCUCCGUCUUAGAUCUGGUAGCUACAGGAAUUAAAGAAGUUCCUCCAUGGAUCUCGGAUCUUUAUGGGCUCAGAAAAUUAACGAUGGCAUUCUGCACGGAGCUGCGAGAGAUAUCACCAAACAUUUGUGAGUUGGAACAACUCAAAUCACUUAAUUUUGAAGGCUGCUACAAUGUAAGAAAAUUCCCUGCAGAAAUUUUCCAGAGCUUUUGUACAUGGGAUGACUUGGAGUUAACAUUGAUCAACAUUGGCGAGAACAGUUUGCCAGUUGAUACAUCGGAGAAACCCCAGGAUUUCACAUUAAUCUUGUCUAUGUCUGAAAAUGACUUUGUCAGUAUUCCAGAUACCGUCGUACAGCAGGUGCAAUCCCUUUCCCUUAGAGACUGCAGAAAGCUUGUGUCAUUGCCAGAGCUUCCUGGCUCACUGUCGGAACUGCACGCAGAUAAUUGUGCGUCUCUUGAAAGAUUAUGCAAGUCUUCUCGCUCAUCUCAUGAUCCAAAGCUCAUUCUUCAGCUCAUCAACUGCUCAAAAUUGAAUCAAGAAGCACGUGAACUAGUCAUCGAGGAAUGGGCUUGCGGGUACGCACUCCUACCUGGUAGUGAAGUGCCCGACUACUUUACUCACCAAGCUAGAGGAAGUUCUCUAAUUAUCCAUGUAGACGAGAGGAAUUUGUAUGGAUCCUUGAGAUUCAAGGUUUGUGUCGUUCUCCCCCCGGGAGAAGAGCUCAGUGAUGUGCCUUUUCGUCGUUUCCAAAUAUCAUGUCGCGUAAAAGGAAAACAUUCCACUACUCUGUAUAAAUGGCCAACGAUACACGUGGAUGAAACAGAAGAUCGGCUUCUGGAGAACCAUCUGUUUAUACUCAACUCUUAUUACACGCUAGAGGAAGACAACAUCCCCGAGAGGGAGAUACUUUUUGAUUUCAGGUGCUUGGGGAGUAUAUUAUAUCCGGACAGCAUAUCCUCCAAUAUAUUGGGAUGUGGUGUACAACUCUUGGAACCUUGUUCCUGCAAAUAUGAUUCAAUGGCUCACCCUUUGUUAUCGACUCUACCGCUCGAGGAGGAAGAUGAAGGCAACAACAACAGCAAUAAAAGAGAGCGGCCAAGUAUUGCAAACGGACUAGAGAGGAAGAAAAAGAAUCUGAGAAUCAGCAACUGA
Capsella rubella is the source of this 3474-nucleotide messenger RNA. RefSeq names its product disease resistance-like protein DSC2. Bases 1 to 3474 code for a protein of 1157 amino acids. Gene Ontology annotation, molecular function: ATP hydrolysis activity; ADP binding. NCBI's taxonomy places the organism in Eukaryota, Viridiplantae, Streptophyta, Magnoliopsida, Brassicales, Brassicaceae. Gene Ontology annotation, biological process: signal transduction; defense response. The record is from RefSeq and is a predicted model, not a curated record. The transcript is spliced from 4 exons.